This is a messenger RNA of Ornithodoros turicata, 1821 nucleotides long. RefSeq lists its product as uncharacterized. The coding region runs from base 1 to 1821 and encodes 606 amino acids. Gene Ontology annotation, molecular function: aspartic-type endopeptidase activity. Gene Ontology annotation, biological process: proteolysis. The transcript is spliced from 2 exons. The record is from RefSeq and is a predicted model, not a curated record. NCBI's taxonomy places the organism in Eukaryota, Metazoa, Arthropoda, Arachnida, Ixodida, Argasidae.
AUGUUGAAAGGGUCUCGUGAACUCAGGCGAAAGUUCGAAAAGCUGUGCAAGGCCAUGAACAUUGAGCCGAAGUACUUGUCUACGGUACGGGAACAUUUACUACUAAAGGGCUCAGCACUUACUCUGGACAGAGCGGUUCUGCUAGCGGGUCAUGUAGAACAGAGUCGGAGAGCAGCUCAACAGCAGCUUCAUGAGGAAUCCGCAACAGUUGGACGACUUUCCUACAAUAGAAGGAAGAACUCAAACAAGCCCCGGGACAAGCUAAAAACAAAGAAAUCAGCUGUCUGCUAUCGCUGUGGCUCAACGCGCCAUUUGGCUAACUCGCCAAACUGUAUAGCAUGGGAUAAGGAAUGCUUUAAAUGCAAGAAAGUAUGUCACUUCGGAGCCAUGUGCAAAGGUUCAAGCAAACAGCACCAUGGUACUACUCGUGAAGUAGUAACAGAUACCUCAGAGGAGGAAGCCAGUUCUCCGAAUACUGCAAGUGCUAUGCUUCUCGAGGUGCAUACGACCAAGGAAAAGGCCAUCUACGUUUCAGUGGAAGCUGCAGGCAAGAAUGUCAAGUUCUUAAUUGACACAGGAUCGUCUGUUUCCAUACUAUCCUGGGACGUCUACCAGUCUACCUUCUCGAGAGAGUUUUCACUUCGACCAGCUUCGAUUCAGCUUCAUGAUUAUUCAAGAAAGCAGAUACCAGUGCGAGGUUGCGUUGUCAUCCCUGUCAAGUACAAGACGCAGAGCGCUUCACUUCUAUUUUACGUAGUGCAGCAAGGUACUACACUCUUAGGACUUGAUGCAGUCGCAGCACUGGAUUUACACAUUGACGGAGCGCAAUUGCAAUGCCUAGAGACAACGGUCACGACGUCUGAUCGCGAGCACAUUGCGAAGUGCGAAUUUCCGCAACUGUUUGCUCCAGGACUGGGCGUUGCUAAAGGUUACGCACACAAAGUGAAACUGAGACCAGAAGUGGAGCCCACUAUAGCUAAACUUCGAAGACUACCGUUAGAAGUAAGGAGCGAUGUCUCCAAGGAACUGAAGAAACUCCUGGACAUGGAUAUCAUAGAACCCAUUGAUGCGUCACCAUGGGUAUCGCCCAUUGUCGUCGCUAAGAAAAAGGACGGUCGUAUUCGACUCUGUGUAGACCUACGAGCACCGAACAGAGCUGUCAUACCGGAUUGCUAUCCUCUACCACACAUAGAGGAACUUGUUAACAGACUCGCCGGUGCGAAAGUCUUCUCCAAACUAGACCUAUCUGCGGCAUACCACGAGCUACCGCUAGCAGAAGAAAGCCGUGAUAUCACUGCUUUUAUCACGCACGAUGGAUUGUUCCGUUACCAACGGGUAUGUUUUGGCCUGGCGUCAGCACCCUCUGCCUUCCAGAAGCUCCUCGCUAAUGUGCUCAAAGACUGUAGUGGAGUACUAAACUACCUUGAUGACAUCAUCGUUCAUGGAAAAAGUGAACAGCAGCAUGCCAGGAAUUUACGCCAAGUUUUGAGAUGUCUUUCGGACGCAGGUCUACGGCUAAACCAGAAAUGCAUGUUCGGUGUCAGGGAACUCACCUUCGUGGGUCAUACAGUCGCGGAAGGAAAAGUUAUGCCGCUAGAAGAAAACGUAAAGGCCAUUCUGGAAGCUCCAGCACCCACUGACUUUCGCACAUUGAAGUCAUUCCUGGGCAUGACUGGACAUUAUGCGAAAUUUAUAAAGAAUUAUGCGGACGAAGUGGAACCGCUACGUCACUUGCUCCGAGGCGAAAAAGACUUUCAGUGGAGCACAAACGCUCAAUUAUGUUUUGAGAGGCUCAAAAGACUCAUGUCCACAUGCCGUUGA